Messenger RNA from Sphaerulina musiva SO2202, 3141 nucleotides. Its product is annotated as acetyl-CoA synthetase-like protein. Gene Ontology annotation, molecular function: phosphopantetheine binding. The record is from RefSeq and is a predicted model, not a curated record. The transcript is spliced from 3 exons. Lineage: Eukaryota; Fungi; Ascomycota; Dothideomycetes; Mycosphaerellales; Mycosphaerellaceae. Bases 1 to 3141 code for a protein of 1046 amino acids.
AUGGGAGGCCCAAUGAUUGCAGAGCGAUACGACAGCUUGGACCAACUCAUCAAGCAACGAGCUCAGACGCACUCUCAAGACCCACUGUUGUCCUAUCCCAGCAGUGAUGGGAAACACUUUACAGACUAUACGGGAACAGACGUGGAAUUUCUCACGCGUGCGGUCGCUUCUCACUAUGCGGCCGCUGUGGGCUUCUCCCACUAUACAGCGUCGUCGUCGUCGUCGACAAACGACAACGAUGUCGUGGGAGAAGUCCCCCGGAUUGCGUUGAUUGGAACGUCCAGUAUAGAUUACUACAUUACGUUUCUUGCUGUGCAACGAUUGGGCUGGACGACGAUUUUGAUUUCGCCGAGACUGGCAAUGGAAGGUUUCGCGCAUCUUCUUACUACGACGAAGUGUUCUGCAGUCAUUGUUGCAGAGUCUUCACAGAAUGUUCUGGAGAGCGUGGAUCAGAUGUACUCGUUGGGUUUGACUCGGGUUCCCCUCGUGGAGAUUUCUCGUAUUGCAGCAGAAGAUCGCGUGGCAUCAGCAUCAGCAUCAUGGUCAUCAUCAUCCAGCAUCGAUCGACGCCCCCCCUUGGAACUCCGUGAGCCCGGGCGUGGUCACGAGAUUGUUAUCCAUAGUGGCGGUACGACAGGGCUACCGAAGCCCGUGUGUAUCAACCCCGUCACAUGGCUGGCUCAAGCUGCCGAUAUUGCUGCACGUAUGCCUCGCGUGGACACCCUGUCCACCUUACCGCUGUUCCAUAGCUUUGGCUUGGCGACUUUACUCCGCUGUUUGAUCAACGGCAAGAGACUUUCGCUUCUCGAUGCAGGCCGCCCCGUCACUGCGUCUAUUGUGGAGUCGUCUCUCCAACUCACUCAUUCUCGCGCUGUCGUCACGGUUCCAUAUGUGCUCAAGUUCUUUGCGGAAGCCGAGGGCGGCUUGCAACGCCUUGCGCUGUUGGAUCAAGUCGUUGCUGCGGGUUCGACUAUACCAGAUGACUUGGCUGCCGAGUUGCGAAAACAUCAAGUCCACAUCUUUCACUUGUAUGGCCUGACUGAAGCGGGGGCUCUGAUGGAGCCCACGCCCGAUGACUUUCGCUGGGUGACACCCUUACCGCAUGCGAAGCCAUUUCUGCAAUUCGACCCCGUGGGCGAUGAUGGUCUCUAUCACCUCACGGUCCUCCCAGGCCUCAAAGCCAAAGCCUAUUCCAGCAGUUCAGAUGGGUCCUACGCGACCAAAGAUCUCUUCUAUCGACACCCUGAAGACCCCAACAAGUGGAAAUUCGCCACCCGACAAGACGACAUCAUCGUGCUCAUCAAUGGCGAAAAGGCAGACCCCAUCCCCAUUGAAGAUUCCGUCGCCCACAACCCUCACGUCUCCGUAGCGGUGGCAUUCGGCGCGGAAAGGGACUCUCUGGGUUUAAUCGUCAUCGCAUCCGACUCUGCAGCGCACUUGAGUGCAGCUGAAGUCCUCGCGAGUAUUUCGCCUGAUCUCGCAGCGGGAAAUUCUCGAGUGCCUGCAUAUGCUAGAAUUUCUCUUGAACAGGUCAUGAUCAAGCCUGCGGGAACGCCGUUUCCUGUGACGGAUAAAGCGACGGUCAAGAGAUCGCUGUUUCUGAAACAGUUUGCGAAAGAUAUUGAAGCGCAUUAUACGGAAAUGGAGGGUGCGAAAUCUCUGCUGGUGCACGAGGAUGUUGUGAUGAGUGAUGGGGAAGUUUUGGAUUUGGUCCGGGCGAUAGUUUGCGAUGUUCUUGGUUUUAAGGAGGCCCAGUCCGAGGAGAAGACGAUACCUCAUAUGGAUGAUAUGUCCGACUUUUUCACGUUGGGAAUGGACAGCCUUAAAGCUUCGCAAGUACGAUCGAAAAUUCUGCGUUCCAUCUACCUCGGCGGUGGUGGUGGUGGGAAGAAUAAACUGGCGACGAAUGUCGUCUUUGAGUAUCCGACCGUGGCUCUGUUGACGGAACAUCUUCUCAACCUUCGAAAGGGAGAUGUUGUUGUCAAGGAUGAUGCGGAAGAGAUUGCUCGUGCUCUGGUGCUCAAAUACUCGCAAUUUGACACUUGUGACCCUGCUAUAAUUGCUGGGACAUCUUCUUCUCGCGUAGUGCUUCUCACAGGGGCAACAGGUGUCGUGGGAGUCCACAUUCUCCAUCAUCUCCUCCAAAACGACACCAUCUCCAAAAUCUACUGUCUCAUCCGCGCCUCAGAUGAUGCUCAAGCACUCACCCGCAUCCACGAUACCCUGCACAAGCAUCGUCUCCUCAAAGGACAAACAUCCCAUCUCCACCAACUCCUCACCCAGAAGCUAUCGGCAUUCUCCUGCGACUUCAACAACGUAGAAGAUAAUUUGGGCUUACAACCCGAAACUCUCCAUCUCUUCCGCUCCACAAUCACCCACAUCAUCCACAACGCCUGGUCCGUCAAUUUCAACCAAUCCCUCCGAAGUUUCGACCGCGGCUGUAUCUCUUCCACACAUUUUCUCCUAAAUCUCGCCGCUACUUCUCCCACCCGCCUCCUCCCUCCCAACAAGAAACAAAAACAAAAACCUUCUCUCACCUUCAUCUCCAGCAUCGCAACCGCUCUCGCCGCCCCUACCUCCGUCGCAGAAGAUCUAGUUCCCUGGUCAUACGUGGAAGAGCGAAUGGGCUACGCGCAGAGUAAAUGGGUCGCAGAACAACUUCUCGCGUCAGCAGCCGCUACAGCGGAAAUUCCUGUGCGAAUUGCGCGAUUGGGCCAGGUUUGUGGGGAUUCGGUCGAGGGAUUGUGGAAUCCUGCAGAGGCUAUUCCGACGAUUGUGAGAACUGCUGUUACGCAGGGUGUGCUCCCUGGUGAGGAGGAAGAAGAGUUGCAGUGGUUACCUGCCGAUGUGGCUGGGCAGGCGAUUGUUGAUGUGGCGGUUUAUGAAGAUGAAGAUGAAGAUGAUGAUGGAGAAGAAUCUCGUCUUUUGCAAGUUUUCAACCUCGUCAAUUCGACUUUUCCAUUGUUCUGGAAUCAGGACUUCCUGCCCUUUUUACAACGUGCAGGUCUCUCGUUUGAAAUCAUUUCUGGAAAAGAUUGGGUAAAGAAGUUGGAGAAGUAUUCUUCAAUACAGGAUGAACCUGCUGUGAAAUUGUUUGAUUUUUUCAAACACAAUCGAUUCACGGACACAGCAUAUGUCUGA